AUGGAAGAUGUACUAACAGAACAACCACCUCCUUCAAGGUUCUUCUUAGAAGAUCUCAAUAACUUCACCCCACCUUCACCUCCCCUCCCAUCCCCCUUCUUAUUCCUCUCUUCUCCAAAUUCCAAAACUACCCUCCAACCCUCUCUCCUAAUCAUCGCCCUUUCUCCCCCAUCUCUCUCCUUACUCCACCACCUAUCCUCAAAAACCCUAAUCGGAACCCUAAUUCUACCCGAAAUCUCCCCCUCAGGAAACACCAUCACCCCAUCUCCAAAAGACAAAUCUUGCAACUUAUACGCCAUUAAUGACUCCAUAAUCCUUGCAAACUUCCAGUACUCAGUUCCUUCAGAAAGAACACACGCAAUUGCCAAAACCCUAAUUGGCGAACAUAUUCUUCCCAAAAGGGUUUUGAUUCUUGAUUCGAUUCAAAGGCGUAACUUUCGUGGAAGAAUCUCAACAGAUGAUACAUUUGCAAUGAAGCUAGAGACAACAGCUGAAAGAAAAGGAGCUCCAUUGUUGAAAAGCUUGGACUAUUUGCCCUCGGGAAGUGUUGUUGAAGGGUUGGGUGCUGCUUUGUUGGGACGGUGCCAGAUGAAGGGUAUAAAGGGAAUUUUGUGUGUGACAUGGCCGGAGGUUGGUGGCUCUGUUACAUCAGUGGUUAAAAGUUUAUUGCUUAAAGAUGUUUUCAAGGGAAUGGAAGUUAGAUUUGAUGAUAAUGGUGAAGAUGAAGGGUUGAAGUUUGGUCUUAAGAAUCAUUACUUUGAUUCUGAGUUAUACACUUAG
Molecule: messenger RNA, 780 nt
Organism: Lactuca saligna
Lineage: Eukaryota; Viridiplantae; Streptophyta; Magnoliopsida; Asterales; Asteraceae
Source: the annotation of a GenBank genome assembly